Messenger RNA from Plasmodium relictum, 225 nucleotides. Its product is annotated as conserved Plasmodium protein, unknown function. The coding region runs from base 1 to 225 and encodes 74 amino acids. The transcript is spliced from 2 exons. The record is from RefSeq and is a predicted model, not a curated record. Lineage: Eukaryota; Apicomplexa; Aconoidasida; Haemosporida; Plasmodiidae.
AUGAUUAUAAAAAAACAAAAAAAAAACUUGAUACGUUUUACAUGGUUAGCUUUAGUAAUAAUACCCAGUUUCUAUUUUAAAAGCUUAGUUUUUGAUAAUUUUUUAAGUCUCAAAUUUGAUAAGUAUAAAAAAAAGAUAUAUAGCAUAAAUUCUAUCAAUAAAACUUUACCAAAAAAUAAUAUUGAAGAAAUAAAUAAUUAUUUACAUUAUAAUAAUUUUCAUUAG